Messenger RNA from Symbiodinium natans, 600 nucleotides. The record is from the annotation of a GenBank genome assembly. NCBI's taxonomy places the organism in Eukaryota, Dinophyceae, Suessiales, Symbiodiniaceae.
AUGAUUCCCUCGGACGAGAAAGGCGAAGGUGGGGAGGGCAAUGCCGAGAAAGCGGCCGCCAAGCAGGCUGACGACGGCAUUCAGGUCACUGUCACGGCGGCGCAGCAGGGCACAUCCUCGCAGGCCCUGAAGCCACCGCCAGCAGCCCGAAACAGCUCGAAAGCAGCAACGCACCACUCUGCUCUCCUGGCACCGGUGCCGGCCCCAAAGCGCUUGCCUCGAAGUCGCAGCAAACAGAACCUCCUGGCCAGCCUACAGGCCUUGACCCAGGAGCUGCAAGCGAGGAAACACCGUAGCUCCGAUCUCGUGGCCGCCAACACGGAGAUGCGCGGACGGGCUGCCACGGAGGAGUGCGAGGGUGACAAGAGUGCUUCAUGCCGGGAUCCAGGCGGGACGUUCACUGAGCUGGCUCGGUGUGUCCUGAACAGAGAUGUCGCCAAGGUGUCAGAGCUGGUUCUCAGCGGCGUCUCUGUGAACAUGGCACUCCGGGAGGAGCAUGGCGGAUUCGUGCGCUUCUCCACACUCCUACACGCGGCCGCUCGGAAACAUUUCUUUCAAAGCAAGCCUACAGCUGCUCUGUCCUGGACUGUCCUGCGCUGA